Messenger RNA from Lytechinus pictus (painted urchin), 13608 nucleotides. Its product is annotated as cadherin-23-like. Gene Ontology annotation, molecular function: cadherin binding; calcium ion binding. Gene Ontology annotation, biological process: homophilic cell-cell adhesion. The record is from RefSeq and is a predicted model, not a curated record. The transcript is spliced from 65 exons. NCBI's taxonomy places the organism in Eukaryota, Metazoa, Echinodermata, Echinoidea, Temnopleuroida, Toxopneustidae. Bases 1 to 10797 code for a protein of 3598 amino acids. Gene Ontology annotation, cellular component: plasma membrane; catenin complex.
AUGGCAUCAUGUGGUAACAUGCAUUCCUGUGGGCCAAAUGAUAAUAUUUAUAGAGGAAGUAUCAACGAGAAUGACCAGACGGGCACGUUCAUUGUACAAGUGACAACAACGGACAAAGACAAUGGCCAGAAUGCAGCGGUCCAAUAUGCCAUCAUAAGUGGCAACCUCAAUGGUGUCUUUCAAAUCAAUCCUACAUCUGGUGCUAUCACAAACACCCAAGUGCUUGGACCUAACACCCCUCAGACAUACACCCUCAGUGUCAGGGCAAGCAAUCCCACACAAGGUGUAGGAGUGAGUGGAGAGGCUAUUUCAACGGUCAUCAUUACCGUGAAUGAUGUCAAUGACAGUCCGCCUAGAUUUAGUGCUGAUGAAUUCACUGUAUACAUCAAUGAGGCUGCACAAGUAGGUACGACAGUGACCAGGAUCACGGCUGAUGAUGAUGACAUCCCGGAAGGAGAUCGACUCACUUACGCCAUAACUGCUGGCAACCUAGGAGGAUAUUUUCAAAUCAAUCCUGUGAGUGGGGAUGUCACUCUCCUGAGGCAGCUUGACAGGGAGCUUGAAUCUCAACACAACUUGACCAUCAGGGCCACCGACCAGGGAGCCCCUCCACAGACCGAUAUGACCCUCCUGAAGGUGAUCGUGCUGGACUUCAAUGAUAACCCUCCAAGGUGGAGCCAGCAGAACUAUAUGGAGAGCAUCCCUGAAGAUACUCCAGUCAACACUCUGGUUCUGCAGGUGAUAGCCACCGAUGAUGAUGAAGGCGUCAACGCUGACCUUACGUUUUCUAUCAACAAUGCCAACAGCGUCCCUUUUGUCAUCGAUAAUGAGGGCAACAUCCGAACAUCUGGUCUUCUGGAUAGAGAGAUGGAACCUCAGUAUAACUUCCUGGUUACUGUGCUUGAUAAUGGUAGUCCUCAACAAGCUGGCAACCCUCCUGCUACUGUCACCAUCAACAUCCUAGAUGUCAAUGAUGAGCCACCCAUCCUUGAUGAGACUUCCUACGAGUUCACUAUCGCAGAAGAUGUCAACUUCAACACUUUUGUUGGACUGAUUACUGCCACUGAUCCAGACCUCACAGGAACCCUGACAUAUACCUUCGUGCCAGCUGACCCCGACUUCAGCUACACGGCUGGAACCAUCCGGACCAAUGCCCAACUGGACGCCAACCAGCAACUGAUCUAUCAGAUGACCGUCUUUGCUUCGGAUGGUGUACAGAACUCGCAGUCAGCACCGGUCACCAUCAACGUGCUGGACGUGAACAACCAGCCACCGUCCUUCGGGUUGGGCACCUACGUCAGGUCGCUCCCAGAAGACUCUCCGUUCCAGACUCUUGUGGUUGAUCUCAAUGCUACAGAUCCAGACAAUGGAAACACUGGAUUGAUCAUUUACAGUUUUGAGAGUCUCAGCCGAACUGAAGGCCCCUUCACUGUUGACCCUUACACCGGUGUUGUUGAGAUCUCAACGACUGCUGCCCUCGACAGGGAGACGCAGGACGAGUACACAUUGAUCGUUAUUGCUGUUGAUCAACCGGCCAGCGGUCAACCUAUGACUGGUACGGCUACGGUCUCUGUGAUUGUGACAGAUGUCAAUGACAAUGCACCGACUUUCCGGAACAUUUCCUAUGAAAAGUCGGUCUUUGAGAACCAUCCUCUGGGCACAAAUAUUGUAACUGUAAAAGCCGAUGACCCUGACUUGGGAGUGAAUGCAGUGGUUCUCUACCGUAUCAUCAGCGGGAACACCAACAACAUGUUCAUCAUUGACGGUCAAGGGAACAUCAACCUUGGUAGUACUUCGCUGGAUCGGGAAACGCAGGAUCAGUAUAUCCUCAUCGUUCAGGCCUAUAACAGUGACCUGUCAGUGGGCACCAACCAAGUCCCUGUCAUCAUCAACGUCCUUGACGUGAAUGAUGUCACCCCAACGUUCCAGCAACAGAACUACUACCGGCCAGACUUGUCAGAGAACUCGCCCGCUGGAACCCCAGUCAUUACAGUCUUUGCUCAAGACCAGGACCUGGACUUGGCAGGAGAUGUGCAGUAUAGUCUAGUUGGUAACCCCAACUUCUUAGCCAUCAACGGCGAGACUGGAGUCAUCUCGGUCACCGGACCCAUCUCUGAUCUCAACGGGUCAAGGAACUUCACGAUGACCGUCAGAGCCACGGACAAGGCCAGUCCAUUCCUCAGUGGCAUGGCAACAGUCAUUGUGACGGUUGUGGACGACACCAUCCUGCUUCCGAUAUUUACCAACACCAGAUAUCCUGCAACUGUCGAUGAGAAUGUCAAUACAGACACAUUUGUGACUAGGGUCUCUGCGACACUGAAUGGAAGUCCAGCUGGGAUUACUUACACCAUCGAUCCUAACGCCAGUCCUGCUGUCCUAGAAAUCUUCAAAAUUGAUGAAAACACUGGUUCUAUCACCACUGAAGGUGCCAUUGAUCGUGAGCUAGAGGAUUUCUACGCCUUCACAGUCUUUGCUUCUCAUGAGGAUAGCGUAGCACCAGGAUCCACAUCGGUCUGGGUGACGAUCGCGGACAAGAACGACAAUGCACCGGUCUUCACUGCCGUACCCUCUUCGCCUGUUAGUAUUCCAGAGAACAUGCUUGGGACUGUUCCUGUUGGAAUUUUCACUGCUACGGAUCAAGAUAUUGGGAUUAAUGCACAGAUGACCUUCUCCAUCUCUGGACCAGGGUCAGAACUGUUUAACGUCUUCCAGACAGCUAGCGGUGGAGGUACUAUCCUAGCAAUUAGUCCGCUGGAUAGAGAGACACAGGACUUCUAUCAACUCACUGUGAUUGCUACAGACGGGGGAAACCCAGCCCUCAGCUCCUCCUUCCCAAUCAACAUCACAGUGACUGAUGUCAACGAUAACUACCCAAUCUGGACAAGCAACGCUUAUGACGGAUCAAUAACUGAGAAUAAUUUCACCUCCAACCCUAUCAUCACCGUGAUGGUCACCGAUCGCGAUCUUCCAUCAUCGAACAACUUUGAGUACUUCAUCGUUAAUGGUGAUCCCAUGGGGAUGUUCCAGAUAAACAAUAAUGGAGAGAUCACCGUGUCCAGUUUACUGGACAGAGAGGAACAAGGGUCUUAUCAACUGACCAUAGAGCUCAGAGACCAGACCAACUCACCACCAGCGCAGACCACCACCCUCGCACUCAUCACCGUCCUCGACGAGAACGACAACACACCGAUCUUUGACGAGACCAACAUUAGGGUUGACAUCACCGAGGGGCCGUCCUCUCAGGGUAUUCCAGUCUAUGUCAUGUCCGCCAGCGACAUCGACCUGGGAUUGAACAAGGAGGUCAUCUACGCCUUUGAAUCUCAGCAACCCCAAUCCGAUUUUGAGAUUAAUCCUGGGACGGGAGUGAUAUCGACUAUAACUGCCCUGGACUGGGAGAGUGUAUCGGAAUACACCCUCAUUGUGACUGCUACUGACCAGUCACCUACUGAACCAAGAACGGGCACUGCCACAGUGAUCGUCAGCGUCAAUGACAUCAACGACGGUGCUCCUAUGUUCGUCCAGGACGUCUAUGGACCGUACAGCGUCCAGGAGGAGGUAUCCAAUGCUUACAUUGAUACCUUUGAAGCCACAGACACAGACCAAGGACUAGCCGGUCAGAUCACCUACAGUGUCAUAGGACAAUACAGUGACCUGUUCUUCAUCCAGUCUCAGACCGGUGUGUUGACUGUCAGCCCUGAUAGAGUUCUAGAUUAUGAAGACAUCACUGCAUUCAACAUCACUGUGGUUGCCACGGAUAUGGGCAAUCCCGCCCUCUCCUCAUCGACAAUAGUGGGCAUUAACGUCAUCAACAUCAAUGACCACACCCCAAUCUUCCAAGGCAUUCCGUACACCAUCACCCUCAGCAAGAACAUCACAGCGGGCUCACUGGCGUAUGUUGUCAGGGCAACGGACGAUGAUGCUGGCAUCUUUGGAGAUGUCCGGUAUCAGAUCACCGAUGGCAACGUUGACAACAUCUUCAGGAUAGAUGAUGUGAUUGAUUCUUCAGGUGGUAUAGAAAGAAAGACUGGUGAGGUGUUUGCGGAGGGACAGCUAGAGACUGGUACAUACCGUCUGGUGAUAGAGGCAAGGGACACUCCGGGAGAUGUACCCAACUCAAGAGCUUCCUCUACCACUCUUACUAUCGUUGUAACGGAUAUUGGUGAAUUGGCACCAACCUUCCCAGGCAGCUCUCUCUUCACUGGAAACGUCUUUGAGAAUGCACCAUUAGGACAACCUAUUACCAUGAUCCCUCCAAUACGAGCAAUCAAUAACAACGCAAAUGGCCAGCUUGUCUACACCCUCAUUGGACCAGAAUCACAAACAUUCAUGAUUAACCAACUAUCAGCCAUAAUCCAAGUGAAUGGACCGCUGGACAGAGAGACAAAAGACUUCUAUGAGUUUGAGGUGAUUGUCACCGAUUCCCUGGGUCUGAGGGCGAAUGGUACGGUCCAUAUCAACGUUCUGGAUGUCAAUGACUUUGCUCCUGUCUUCAACGAUUCCGUCUACAACUUCACCAUCCCAGAGAAUUCACCAGGAGGCUAUUACGUUGGAAAUGUAGCGGCGUACGACCUUGACGGGGACAAUGUCAACUUCUUCAUCCAAACGGGAGGAGAAGACAAGUUUGAUAUUGGAGCUACAUCAGGAACAAUUACGGUCGCACCUGGUGCAGUGCUAGACAGAGAAGUGAAACCUUUCUACACCCUAACUGUCAUGGUGUCGGACCUACGCGACCCGCCACUCAGUGGUACCGCCACAGUCUACGUCUAUCUCACCGACAUCAACGACAGUCCUCCAACCUUUGACCCCUCGCUCCUGGAUCAAACUAUCUCCAUCCCCGAAGACACGCCUGGCAACACACUCGUCACCACCGUCACCGCAACUGACGAUGACCUCAACUCAGUCAUAAAUUACCAGAUUGUUUCAGUGUCUGUCUAUGAUGAGGAUGAUGUCGACAUCACAUCAUCGUUUGAUUACAGGACGGUCUUCAGCCUCAAUCCGAUUAAUGGGAGUAUCAUGCUGACCUCACCGGUCGAUCGCGAGGUCACCGAGGAGUUUGUGUUCACAAUUUCAGCAAGGGAUCUGAAUUCUCAAGAUCCUAUCUUUGGUACAAGCCAGGAGCAUGCCCAAAUCACCAUUCUGAUCACCGACAUCAACGACAACCACCCUGCAUUCCAGCCUCCAGGCACCACAUUCAUCCUCGGCCAGCUCCCAGAGUCCUUUGGAGCAGGAAGUCCCAUUCCUGGUAACCUGCUAGCCUUGGAUCCAGACCUUGGUCUGAACGGUGAAGUGAUGUAUGUCAUUGAGAAUCCAUCAAGUGUCCCUGUCACCAUCAAUCAGAACACAGGUCAGCUAACUCUCCUGACUACCAUUGAUCUGGAACAGCAGCCUUGGGUCAACCUAACCGUCCUGGCCAUCGACAAGGGCACGCCAUCCCUCAACACCAGCAUCCCCGUCUACCUGGAGAUCAUCGACAACAACGACAACAACCCUGUAUUUGGUUCUCAGUCCUAUACUACCUCAAUCAUAGAGAGCGCCCCCACUGGUUCGUUUGUGUUUAAUGUCAACGCGACGGAUGCUGACAGCGGAGGCAACGGUCGUGUGACCUACAGUCUGAUUGGAGGCAAUGGGAAGUUCACCAUCAAUCCAGAUACGGGAGUGAUCACAUUACUUCAACAACUUGACAAGGAGACCCAGGCCCAGCACAUGCUAACAGUGUUUGCAAGGGACAACCCAGGGGACUCCGAAGACAGUAGAACAGGGUCAACAACAGUCAUUGUAAAUGUGCUUGAUGCUAAUGAGUUGCCACCUGUAGUGACCCCGCCCAUCUUCACCAUCGAUGAGGGUGGGGCGGCGGGUGACCUUGUAGGGGUCAUUGAAGCAUUUGACCCCGAUCACCCUGACGACCCAAAUCAGUCGCUGUACUACGUGAUUGUCAGCUCACAACCUGAAAUUGGUAGCACGCUCUUCACUAUCGAUAAUGCUACUGGUUCAAUCUUAACAACUGUUCCUCUGGAAAGAGAUAACGGUCUGCAUCCAGCACAGGUUGAUUUAAAUCUAAUUGUCUAUGAUGGAGGCAACCCCAACCUUGGUACGUCAGUCACCGCCAUCAUCUACAUCAAUGACCUCAAUGACAAUCGACCCAUGUUUGACCUUCCGCUUUACAAUGUGACUGUGGUAGAGGGUCAGUACAGUGAUCCUAUCAUCACGGUCGUGGCCAAUGAUCCGGACGAGAAUAGUAACCUCCGAUAUGAGAUUCUUGGCGGGAACCUAAACAAUACAUUUGUGAUAGUGGAUGGAGGCUUGAUUCCAGUCAAAGCCCUGGACUUUGAGACAUUCAGAAACUACAAUCUUACCAUUGUGGCAACCGAUGACAGCGGGAAUACCGAUAUCACCUACGUUGCUGUCACCGUUACCGACGCUAAUGAUCACAACCCCUUGUUUGUACCAGAUCUCUACAGUCUUUCUGUCAUUGAGAAUGAACUGCCAGGCACUCAGGUAGGAGUAGUGACUGCCGUCGAUGGUGACACUCACCCAGACUACACCAAUAUCAUCUACACCAUCCUCACUGGUGAUAACCUUGGAAACUUCACCAUCAACGCAACGACAGGCAUCAUAACGACUGCCACCAUCUUGGACCGAGAGAAGACCAGUGAGUAUGUACUGACGGUUGGAGCGGAGAAUCCGGUUGGAGGAACAACAGCUACAGCAACGGUUUCAAUCAUCGUAAGAGAUGUCAAUGACAAUACUCCAAUCUUUGAGGAGAACCCUUACACCUUAGUGGUCACCACCAACACUCUCCUAGUGGACGUCCAUGCUAAUGAUCCUGAUGAAGGGGGCAACGGCAUCGUCAUCUAUGAGAUUGUAUCAGGAAAUGAUGAUAAUCGCUUCACCAUUGACAACAGGACUGGGGUCAUCACUCUUGUGAACCCUCUAGAAGGUCAACUGGUCAAGAACUACACCCUUGUGGUCAUCGGUCAUGACCUCGGAACCCCUCGUCUCCAGAGCAACACGACUAUUGACCUCGUCAUCAAUUACCUUGGCCCCAACGCCCCUCCAUCAUUCGUAAGACCAAGCCAGGGCUCUACUGUCUCUAUAACGGAGAACAAUGCUGUCGGCAUGUGGAUCAUUGAUGCUUUUGCAGUGGAUAAUGACUUUGGAGAUAAUGGAGUGGUGGAUUACAGCAUCCUACCAAACUUUGAUUUUAAUGAUUUCAGUAUAGAUCCAGUAACAGGGAACAUCACCAUACUUGUGUCAGCUGAUAGAGAGAUGAAAGAUUCAUAUACUUUGACAGUAGUAGCAACGGAUCGGGGUAACCCUAGUCUUUCAACCAGUUCCACAUUCGUCAUCAGAGUUCUUGAUGAAAAUGAUAAUGACCCAGCCUUCCCAAGACCUGAUGGAAUGAACAAUCCGGUCGUGCUGAAUCUGAAUGUCUUUGAGAAUGCAAACAUCAGUGAUGUCGUCGGAACUGUCAGUGGUGCUAUCGAUCUAGACCUGGGCGCCAGUGGGCAAAUAUUCUACCAUAUUGUUGAGAGCACAGUGGAUGGUGUCUUUGUGAUCAAUUCAACAACGGGAAUAAUCACCGUCAACGGUUCCCUGGAUCGGGAGGAUAUCGGUGUUCACACGGUUCUCGUCAUGGCAACCAAUGAUGCUACCUACAAUGGAACUGGACCGUAUAUCGUCUUGGAUAACAUCUCUUUGAAAGAAGUUGAGAUUACCUUGUUAGACAUCAACGACAAUGCACCAAGGUUCACAAGCACUGUCAUAUCUGCUUGUAUUCCCUUUGACAUUAGACUCGAUAGUAGAGUCGUGUCUGUCUCCGUGGUCGAUCUCGAUGGCGGAACCAACCUUGGCAUCCGUUACUCACUCACCGCCAUCAGAUUCAUCAACAGCCAAGGGGAGAGUACUGCAGCCAUUAAUGCUUUCAGAAUCAACAAUGUGACUGGUGAGAUUGUCAGUAAUCAGCAGUUUGGAGAGGCCUACUUACAGGGUUACUUCGAUAUGGUAGUCCAGGCAACGGAUAUCACCACCGGACAGUUCGCAGUUUCAUCAAUCAGGCUCUGUAUUCUAAACAACAAUCAGCGAGUUGUUGUGGUUAUUGAUGCAGGAAUCGAUGUUGUCAGGGAUAACAGAGAAAUCCUCAUACAGGUGCUUGAAAACAUCACCGGUGGUAUAGUAUUCAUUGAUGACAUCACAACCUAUCGUGACGAGAACGGAAACAUCGUGCCCGAUCAGACCCAAGUCUUGAUACACGUGGUUGAUCGUAACACUGGAGAGGUUCUGGAUGCAAACCUCGUCACAAGUCUCAUAGAUCAGAAUGCCAUGAGUAUAGAAGUUCUCUUUGAUGAUCUGGAUGUGGUAAAGGUCUAUCCGCUUUUUGGAGGAGGUGGUCUUGGUGGUCUAGGAAUAUUAGAAGCGGCCCUCUUGGCAUUUGGUAUCCUGCUCUUCUUAGGGGCUCUCAUCUUUGCCAUCAUCCUCUGCUGCCUCAGAAGAAGAUUGCUUCGCAAGAUGCAGGGAGGCGGUGUAACCCUAGGUAAAGCCCAUGCUGAUCUACUCAAGGAAAAUCGCAGCACCAGCUACCAAGGCUCCAACCCUCUGUGGCUUGAUGCGGAUACCAGCCAACCAGAUGAUUGGCCGGAUAGCAUCUCGUUGCUAGGAGGAACGGUCAAAGAUUAUGAAGCUCAGGAAGCUACAAUGAAUUUCCUUUCUGAUGAGAUACCAGUAGAGAUAGCAGAAGAUGCGGUUGUCAUGACGUCCAUGGUCAGUGACAAGAGCAUCCGGAACAAGAUGGCCAACGGCGGGAUCCACCGCAAUGGCUAUGCAAAUGGCCACCGCAAUGGCUAUGCAAAUGGCUCAGUCUCGACCGUGAAGCGCGUAGACACCACAAAUCUAAAUGGAGGAAUCCGCACCUUGAAAAACAAUGUUUAUGAAGAUGGGACCGUGACAGCACAUAUGGAUCAUCCUUGGGGUGGUGGCGGGGGUCUUACGGAGGAGCAUUACUCUUCAACGACGAGCGUCACUCGGUCAGCACCGCCACCUAGGCGUGACGAAACAGACAGCAGACAGUUCAACUCAUCAACCAGAUCCACAACGGUCGUUCGGGAGAAUCAGAACUCUUUGCGCCAUCGGAAGAUCCUGACGGAGCAGACCGCAGCAGAGAUCCGGGAAAUGCUCCAGGACAUGCCCCCGGCAGACCUAGAGCAGGAGACGGAAAUGGCCGCUGCUGCCUACCGCCAGCAGAUGGCUUACGAGGCAGAGCUCACGCCAAUAACGGAAGAGGAGUCUGUAUCGUCGAGGUCUACGAACACCCGCGCAAGCAGCUACAGAGGCCAAGAUUCUUUAGAGAGGAACAAACGGAACGGGACAAUCUCCAAGCAGUACCAGGACCCAAUGGCUAAAUUUGCAGGAGAGUCCUCACUGGAAGAGCAAUACAAGGAGGAAGAGAUAGAUGGACAGGAUUCCAAGACCAAGAUCAAGUCCUACUCGGCCAAGAGAGUCACAAACAAGGUGUACUCCGGAAGAGACAUGAUGGCCAUUCCAGAGAUGGAUUCAGGAGAAAUCACCAUGUCAUCUGUCGGUGAUAUUAAAAUUGUAAACAGCAGAAACAUCUCAUCAUCACCUCAGUCAAGCCCAUCAGGAGAGAUAACCUUGUCAGAAAGUGGUGAAAUUACAGUUAUAAGAAGCAAGAGGAGAAACCUUGAUAUGGCUUCUACCCCCACAGGUGAAAUAAUCCUUUCUAAUUCAGGUGAUGUGAGGUUUUCUCUUCAACGGUCGCCCCUAGCAGCUAGCACCCCUAAUACUACAGGUGAAAUCACACUGACAAAUGGGGGAGAUGUGAAAUUUGCUCUCUUGAAAAGGAACAAAGAAGUCGUGUGUAGUCCUACAGGUGAAAUAAGGCUGACAGGAAGUGGAGAUGUGACCUUUAACCUUCAUGAUACUCAAUCAUCUUCUACCUCUAGUCCCAUAGGAGAAAUAACACUUACAAGUGGAGGUGAUGUAAAAUUUGGUGUGAUUCCAAAAUCACCCAUAUCAUCGGAUAGUCCAGAUUCCAACGUAAUAAGUCCACCUACUUCACCAAAAGAAGAAAUCAUGCUUACCGAUGAAGGAGAUGUCAAAUUGGCAAUGUCAGGCAGAAAACCUAAAGGGGAAAUAACACUUUUUGACAGUGGUGAUGUCAGGUUUUCCCUUGCCAGUAAAUCAGCAUCUUCACUUAAUAGUUCAACAAGUACAAAAGGAGAGAUCACAUUACUGGAGUCAGGAGAUAUUAUAUUAUCUAAUAAAAAGAAAGAUGAUAGAGCUAAGACAACACUGAAUAAAACAAGUCCUAAAGCCAAGAUACAUAUAUCAAUUUUGGAGUCUGGGGCAAUAAAAUUAGAUUUUCCUGAUGCUGCUGACCCUAUAGAAGACAUUGAUAAUUGUUUCUCAGAUCAUAUGAUCGGUGGUAUGGGAUCUAAAUUGGCAAUACAAGAUGAUCAUAGUUCAAUGAGUGGGUCAUCGAGUCCACCAGGACGAAGCUUUACCUACCAGGUCUUGCCUGACAGUGGUGGUAGCAACGCUGAAAACCCCUCUGUGGCUUCCCAUACGCUCUCAUCACAGUCCAACGACAGCGGGAGUAGGACUGGCGAAUUCAACCUCGCUAUGAUGGACGACGAUGAGGAUGAUGUCGAUGUCGUCGAAGAGAGACGGGUUAGGAGAACGAUCAAGAGGGAAACGAGCGGAGGAGAUGCGAUGGGAGCGAUAGGAGGGAUGGGGCGAGGGUACACAAACAAUGGAUAUAAUGAUGAAGAAAGUGCUUUGUGAGAUAAUAUGUAGAUCUUUUAUUAAAUCUUCAACUUGUUCUGUGUGCAUUGAGACAGAGCUGCCAAGUAAUAAUGGUUUCAGUAUUUAGUACUAAAAAAAUGAGAAGAAUACUGAUGGUUCCAUGCAAAAAAAAUGAACUAAAGUUUCAAUUUUAUUUGCUGUUCUUUUCAGCUUUGAAAGUACUGAAAUAUUCUUGUUCAGUUUGGCAGCUCUGUUGAGAUGAUCUUUGUAUGGUAUAUCACAUCUGCUAAAUAUUUGUUUUAAAUUAUUGAUAUUUGUAGAGUAUCUGUACAUGUAUAUUGAAAUAGCUGUUUUUAUUGUUCAUUUUAUGCCUGAUAUGCUUGUGCACUGAAAAGGCUUGCUGGGCUAAACCCACGGUAUUAAGACUCUCUUUGAAAGCUUGUAGAGACAUUAAUAAUGAAUAUGUGAUGUACAAGAACAUUAAAGAUCGUACAUGAUUGCCUGUUCAACCAAGAAAAUUUAUAUUGAAUUUUUUCGCUUUCUGAAAGAAAGUUGUGACUCUAUCGCCCUUAUGUAUGUCUCCUUUCUACUUCCUUUGCUUCAAUUUACACAUUAAAGUGUCCUGUGCCUUAAUUAGGCAAUUUAGGCAAACAUAUACCAAAAUGUGAUACAAAUGAAUACUAUUUGUACUUUUUUUUUCUGUGAUUGUCCUUUUUACGUUAAUACACACAGACUUGUUAAAGAACAACCUUUUUUUGUUGAAAUAAAGUUUCUGUGCUGAAAUAGGAUAAAUAAAGCAAAAUUUUGCCAUUUUGCCUUCAUAUGUUAUUACGACGAAUAUGAGAAUAUUUGUGGAAACUUUUAUAGUAUUGUUGUAUCCAUUUGUGUAUAUUUUCUUUACUAUAUAUAUGUUUAUUACUUUACCUCAGAGUGUAGUAAAAUUAAUUGAAGAAGUAUAAAAUAUGCGUAAUCAUAGAAUACCAUACCAUCAAAUAAAAUAAAAUAUUGGUUGAUAAAUUAUAGAUUCGAUAUUUGCAAAUGAAAAUGAAAUAUGAUAUUGAACUCCAAUGUCAUUUGUAUAGGUACAAGUUAAUUUACAUAAAUGAUUGUAAAACAUGCUUUUCAUAAGAAUAUGAAAUCAUUUGAAAUCAUGUAAAAUUGUGUAACUGUUUAAGUACUUAUUGCAUGAGCAUAACAAAUUAAUGUCGGCUCAUUAGUUGUUAUUACAUUUGUACAUUCUAGCUGCGUAUAAUAGAAUAUUUUUAUACUUGACCAUCACUAGAGCUCAGUCAGUACUAUAUAUCUUGUAUAUUUUGCAAACUUUACGAUUAAAUAUUGAUAUUGAUUAUUAUGUAUUCUCUUCAUUAGUAAAUAUGUUGUUCUUAACUAUGGAGUUAUAUGCUUGUUAAGAUAUAUUUUCUACAAGACGCGAGUCUCAAAUUCAUGUUUUUAAGCACAUGUUUGUUUGUAAAUGUUUGAAUUAAGAGAGUAUUCUUACGUUAAUAAGCAUCUUGUUAAAGAAAUGCAUUUUUUGUGAAACUUAUUUAUAAAUAUUAUUAAAACGAUGCUUUCUACAAUGAAUGAAAAUGUAAGAUAAAAUAUCAUAUGAUGAAUAUAUAGAUCAAUUUGUGUAUCUUUCAGAUAAAUGUGAAUUUUCAAUUCUUUAAAUUGUGUUUGUCUGAGAUAAGUUUUCUUUACAAACAGUAAUAGCUCUUUUGUGCAGUGAUGAUAUUAGUUAGAGGGUGGAUGAUGGUUACCCAGUAAUAUUUGGCCUUGUCCUAAAUAAUUCCUUAAAUAUAUCAAUCUGUUUAAAUUUUCAUUAGAAUCUGCGUAAGUUGAAUCUUUAACCAGAGAAAUAUUUCUAUGCAAAAGAAGAUGUAAAUAACACCUUUUCUAUAUUCUGGUCUGAAAUAAUGCUUUGACUUAGGCAAUUAUUUGACUUAUAAAAGGCCAACUUAAGCAGAAUCUAUUGUAUUUAGCUUUUUUUUUUUUUUCAAACUCAGCAAUUUUUCUUAAAUCUACACCCUCUCCCCCUCUACAAUCUAAUGUCACAUCUGCAUUGAAUGACACUUAAAUAAUUCUUCAAACAGUUGUAGCAAAUUGCAUUGCUGCCAUGACAUCAUUGUCUACUAAUGUUGCCGCUUUCAAAAUGUCUGAUGAGCUGCAACAUAUAUUCUUAUGUUUUAAACAUUGUUAAUAUUAUGUUUUAUGAUGUAGAAUUUACCACAUUGUAUUAAAUACAUAUAAUCAAGAUGAAUGAUUAUGAGCUUUUUUAAUCAACAACUCAAAGUUUCGUUUUUUGAAAGAAGAAAUUGUCAUACUGUGAUAAUUGAUUUUUUUAAUUGUACAUUUUACAAGGGGUAAAAAGGGUAAUUACUUUUUAUGUUUUGUUUAUUUUUAGGCAGAACUAAAAAGAUAACCCAUCUCUUUAUUCAUUGAAGGUUUAAAAGGAUAUUGUUUUAUCUUGUAAAUUUUUUUUCUCGAAUUUCCAACAAAUAAUUCAAUCUACAACUCAGUAAAUUUUGCUUAGCUAAUUUUCAUGAAAAUGUGAUAAUUAUUAAAAUCCGAAUCUUUUAGUUAGCAACUAAUGGAAUAUAAUAUGAGGGUCGGCUUGCAUAAUAUGUUAGCUUUAAUUUCUACAGUUCAUAUAUAUUAUAAAUAAUAAAUUAGAAUGAAUGCUUUAGAAAAUACAAAUAAUAUAUUGAGGCAUAGGAAAAAUGUUAGUUGAUUAUUAUUUGUUAUUCAUCAAUUGCAAGGUAAUAUUUCAAAAUCAGAACUGUUGAUAUGCAAUGUAGCCUUACUAUACCGGCAAUAUUCAGAGAAUAAAACUGCUUCCUUUUUUUUGAGAAA